GGUGCGGCCUCGUCGCAGACUCUGAAGGCUUAUUUGCGUCGACAUGGCAGUUUCCUCGAGACUCUUGUUGGGCGGGCGUGUCCGCGCUGCGGUCGCUCGCUGUGGGCUCGCGACCCGGGGGGUGGCGGGCCCUGGCUCUAUCGGCCGCGAGCCAGACCCCGAUUCCGACUGGGAGCCGGAGGAGCGGGAGCUGCAGGAAGUGGAGAGCGCCCUGAAACGACAGAAAAAAGCAAUGCGAUUCCAGAAAAUUCGGAGGCAAAUGGAGGCGCCAGGUGCCCCGCCCAGAACCCUAACGUGGGAAGCCAUGGAGCAGAUCAGGUAUUUGCAUAAGGAAUUUGCAGAGUCCUGGUCAGUUCCCAGGUUGGCUGAAGGCUUUGAUGUCAGCACUGAUGUGAUCCGAAGAGUUUUAAAAAGCAAAUUUGUACCCACAUUGGAGCAGAAAUUGAAGCAGGAUCAAAAAGUCCUUAAGAAAGCUGGGCUUGCCCCCUCACUCCAGCAGCUCCAGGGCUCUAAAGAAACCUUGAAACCGCUCCCUGCAGGCUGCUCUGUAUCAGGCUCUUUGCUUAUGCCAAGGGAUGAAGCCUCAUUUAAAGGCCCAAGUCACAGCACAGCUUUGAAAGUGGUAGAGUCGAACACUCACAGUACAGAUGUACCAAGGAUACAGAAGGGAAGGAAUAAAGGAAUCCAGAAGGUCAUGGAGAAGGAGAGCUUUGUGCCUGUUGCUGCAACCUUGGGUCAUCAGAGAGAGCUGCAGAAAUACUCCACCAGCAAUUGUGAGGGCACCAGGAGAGCUGAUGUCGGUGGAUUGCCAAGUGAUGAGAAGCUGGAGGAGGUGAAGACAGGGGAGCCGCGGGAGCAGAACUUCAGCAGCAAAGUAGUGCAGAGGGGGCGAGAGUUCUUUGAUAGUAACGGCAACUUCCUGUAUAGAGUUUGAGCCAGGGUGUGACUUAUGGAGAUGUCUGGUGAAGCACAGCUAGGGCUGCAUAUUUGGAACUGCUUGGAUUUCUGUGUAUAGAUUUAACCAUCUUGGAGCAGGAGGGAGUGAUAAGCCUGAAAUGUGGGAGGAAAAGAGCUACUUGGAUAGAUUCCAGCUUUCUUUAGCACAGCUCCCAGUCUGACCCCUGUAGAUCUUUCAUACUUACCCUUCUUGCUUGGGCUUUCUGUAUAUUGAGAACCAGCCUGUGUUGCAUGUGUUGUUAAUGAGUGCCUGUGAUAUACCUUGCUAUAUAUGUUCAGGAGGAAAUGAAAAGUUUGUCUUCUGACCUCAUUUCCUUCUUUGGUUUUCUUUAUGUGCAAAAUAAAAUGCAAGAAUAAAAGUC
Molecule: messenger RNA, 1319 nt
Organism: Carlito syrichta (Philippine tarsier)
Lineage: Eukaryota; Metazoa; Chordata; Mammalia; Primates; Tarsiidae
Gene: NGRN
Product: neugrin, neurite outgrowth associated
Exons: 3
Coding region: 44-934 (296 amino acids)
Cellular component (GO): nucleus
Source: RefSeq, a predicted model, not a curated record